UAUUGUAAUACUGUUGCCAUUUUUCAGUUUUGAAUGUGUGGAGGCGACAUGGGGCAAAAAAGGAUUUUUGCCGAGACCACGUAGCCGGAUAGAAAUAAAGAACCGCGUGGAUGUGAUCCAAAAACCGCUGCAAACAACGAAAAAGCACCGCUGCUGUUCGCGUGUAUUCAGCAUAAACUGAAGAAUGGAUGAUGACACACAAGAUGAGGCAUUUGCUGAUCUGAAGUCCAGGCCCCUUGGAGGAUGGGGUGUUGCUCAGAUAGGCGUUGGCACUGGGCUUGCUGUAUAUGGCAUGUGGGUGGGAAUUCUCCAGCCCGGCUUCCGAAAAGUCCCCUUGAGGCUACAGGUCCCCUACAUUCCUGCCAGCAGAGCCCAAGUACAAAAUGUAAUGACAUUGUUAAGGGGUAGAAAGGGAGACCUUGUGGAUUUAGGAUCUGGUGAUGGUCGUAUUGUCUUGGAGGCCCAUCAGUAUGGUUUCAGUCCUGCUGUUGGUUAUGAGCUCAACCCCUGGCUUGUUCGCCUGGCCCGAUUUCAUGCGUGGAGAGCAGGGCAUCAUGGAAAGGUGUCGUACCGACGGGAAGACCUCUGGAAGGUGGACCUGACAAAAUGCAAGAAUGUCACAGUGUUUUUGGCUCCUAGUGUGCUUUCAUUGUUGCAGGAGAAGUUGCAGACCGAGCUGCCUGAUGAUGCUUUAGUGGUGGCAGGUCGUUUUCCCUUCCCUGACUGGAAACCUUGCAGAAUUGAGGGACAUGGUGUGGACAGAGCUUGGGCAUAUAGCGUGCAAGCACAAAGACAGCACACUGUCAACAAAAAUGAUGACCUCACAGCCACAUAGUGUGACUUUGACAAUGAACUAACUAAUAAGAAAGGAUCCACUUAAAGCUAUAUGGAUGGUCCUAGUUUUUGCCCUGGUAGAAUGGAAGUAUGGACUUAAUUUGCUGCUUCAAUGAUAUAAACACAUUCACUGAACUGUGACGGAUGUUCAACCUGAUUAUAACCUGAUUAGAUGUUUUUUUUUUUUUGUUUGUUUGUUUGUUUGUUUUAACUACAUCUACAACAUAUGCCGCUCUUACUUUCUGCUCCUCUGUGGACUGUGUUCACAAACAUUCAGAGAAUUCCAUCAGAGUGCUUCUAAUCCUGCCUAAAAAUGGGAAAAUUAGGAGUAAAUCAGGAAAAUUCUGUGUGAAACUCAGAGCGAGGAAGUAUUGAUCACCUUACCAUAUCUGGCAUUUCAUUUUAAAAGGUGUGAUCAAGAAAAAGAAAGCAGAAAAUGCUUUCAGAGUGAGGAUGGGCAUGUAGCAGACAAUGAAAUCAAUAUACUUAAUAAGAAGAGAAGAAGAAGAAGAAGAAACAGCCUUUAUUGUCCCACAGAGGGGAAAUUUGGGUGUAACAGCAGCCGCAGUUAUUAU
Messenger RNA from Archocentrus centrarchus (flier cichlid), 1409 nucleotides. RefSeq names its product adenine nucleotide translocase lysine methyltransferase (gene antkmt). The transcript has 6 exons. Gene Ontology annotation, molecular function: protein-lysine N-methyltransferase activity. Gene Ontology annotation, cellular component: mitochondrion. The coding region runs from base 185 to 835 and encodes 216 amino acids. Lineage: Eukaryota; Metazoa; Chordata; Actinopteri; Cichliformes; Cichlidae. Gene Ontology annotation, biological process: regulation of mitochondrial ATP synthesis coupled proton transport; positive regulation of proton-transporting ATP synthase activity, rotational mechanism; peptidyl-lysine trimethylation. The record is from RefSeq and is a predicted model, not a curated record.